GUGUUGAAUGUUUGUUUUCUAAAGGAGACAAUGAUUCAUAAUUUGUGACACUAUAAAUCCUGAGGUUUAUAGAAAGGAUUCAUGACUUUGUAAUGGAGUUUUGAUGCUUGAGUAACCUGCAGGAGAGGAUGACACUUUCAAUGUCAGAGCUACACUUGUGGGCCCAGGAUUUGGAGAAGUGGACAGAAGGUCUGAUGGGAGUUGAAGGAGCUGCAGGUCCAGCUUCUUCUGCAUGCCAGCAAGGGUGCUGGAAAUGUAAACAAGAAUAGACUGUUCAUUCCCGAUGGCUUUUAGUCUAUACUAACAUAUUGUUUGUCAUGGCAUCCGAGACUGAAAAGACCCAUGCUUUACUGCAGACUUGUAGCACUGAAUCUCUUAUUUCCAGCCUUGGUCUGGGGGUAUUUUGCCUCGUAGCUGACAGACUUCUUCAGUUUCCUACAAUUCAGCAAAAUGACUGGCUUCGUGCUCUCUCAGAUAAUGCCGUACAUUGUGUAAUUGGCAUGUGGUCAUGGGCAGUAGUCAUUGGAAUAAAGAAGAAGACUGACUUCGGAGAAAUCAUUUUAGCUGGAUUUUUAGCCUCUGUUAUUGAUGUAGACCACUUUUUUCUAGCUGGAUCCAUGUCUUUAAAGGCUGCUUUGACUCUUCCGCGAAGACCUUUCCUUCACUGUUCUACUGUGAUACCUGUUGUAGUUCUGACCCUGAAAUUUACUAUGCACCUUUUCAAGCUCAAAGACUCAUGGUGCUUUCUUCCUUGGAUGUUAUUUAUAUCCUGGACUUCACACCAUAUCCGCGAUGGGAUUCGUCAUGGUUUGUGGAUAUGCCCAUUUGGAAAAACUUCUCCUUUGCCAUUCUGGCUUUAUGUAAUAAUCACAUCAUCUUUACCUCACAUCUGUUCAUUCGUUAUGUAUUUAACAGGAACCAGACAAAUGAUGUCUUCAAAACAUGGAGUUCGUAUUGACGUCUGAGGUAACCACACGGCAGUCUUAGAGAAGCAAAUGGCUCAGAUGAUGAUAAUUAAGAGUAGCCAACAUUAAAGUUAAUUUUUAAAAACACAGUUAGGUGUUUAUAUUAUUUAAUUAUUAUAAUUCUGGAAUCCUCUUGCUCAGGAAGCAUGUACAACUUUUUUAAAAAUUAUACUUGUUAUUAUUGUACUUCUCUCUUCUAUGACAACUCUAGUACAAUAUUAGAAUUUCAUUUAUUCCACAAUGUGUUUUUAUUGUUUUUUUCUGUUUAUCUGGUUUUACUAGUAGUUCUGUUAGAUUAACAUCCUGUUCAUUUUCUGGAAAUAUACCUGGAAUUUAGUCCAUUUCCUAGUGAAAAACAGUUCAAAUUUUAGGGUAACUAAUUUGUAAAGAGUUAACAUUAUAUUUGAAUCCACAUUUUCUUGAGAUAUUGAAAUAGUGAAAUCACCAAAUAAAUAAUAUCAAUCAUUUAACUAUACAAAUGUAUAGUUAAUGCUAACAUGUAUUUAUUUUCAUAUAUGUUGAUCCUGACUGAAAUUUAAUUUGCAGAAUGCUUUAUGAGUUAUGAUUGCUGGCAAAAUCUUCAGAGCACUUGUGACACAUCAUUAUAAUAUCCAGUAGCUAACAUUAGAUCUAGCUUAUUAUUUCAGAAAUUAAUUUAGGAAAUUAUUAAAACAUGUUGACUAUAGUAACACUUUACUGAAUUAGUAUUUUUUUAGUAUCUCUAGCCUAAAAUCUCAUGUGUUGUGUUUUAACUGUUUUGAAAAACAUAGCUACAUUUAAUAUUUGUUAAUAAAUAACAUUAACAAAAUACUGAUAUUUGGAUCAUAACCAUAACAUUUGAAUUCAUACAAAAAGUAAUGACCAGUAAUGUCAUUUCAAAUGUAAAUUCCUGAAUGUACCACUAAAAUUGUUUUAGUUGCUAUCAGUUUGUUUAUAUACUAUUCUAAAAUAUUUUACUAGUUAAAUAAUUUUUUAAUCUGCCUGAUACUGAAAGACAGCAUAUAUUUUUUUCAAAAUAAAGUUUUAGGAAAUUUGCUUUUUCCUUUUUCUUUCAGGUUGAUCUUCUAUUAAAAUGAUUCCUGUUUAUUAGAGAAGGAAAAUUUAGUUACUAUACAUCUUAUAUUUGCACAGUUUAUUAAAGUUAGUGCCCUGAAGUUACCUACUUUUCUUUGUGGCAUAUGUGGCAUCUGCUGUCUUCAGAUUUUCUUACAGUUUUGUGAUUUAUAAUGCUAGUGAUUGGUGUGCCUUAUUCUGUGAGGGAGGAUGGAGGGUUCAUAAAGCAAUGCCUUAUCCACAGCAGAUUUUCUUGAAUAUUAAGUUAAACAGAAUUCUGUAUAAAUUAUUAUGAAGGUUCAAGCUCUUUAGGGGAGUUUUUUUUCUUGUUGUUAACAAUUUGGUUGCAAUCUAUUAUGUUUUGCAAUUGACUAGAUAUUACAGUCUACUUAUUUUUCAAGAGUAAUUAUUGUAUAAGUUUGGUUAGUAUAAUGGUAAAUAUUAUAUAGUGGGGCUAAAUUUGAUUAAAGUUUUUUUUUAAGCAUCUGACUUCAGAAAUCCGUGGAAAUAAAGUCUGUAUCUUGUGUAACAAUUCCAGACUAAAUUGCAAAACCUUUUCUACUUUUUCUUUCUUCAUAUUAAACAAAUAAAUAUUAUUAAAAAUAUAGGGCCUUAUUUAAGAAUGCUACAUGGUGACAGGACACAGUGGCUCAUGCCUGUAAUCCCAACACUUUGGGAGGCCAAGGCCAACACUUUGGGAGGCUGAGGCAGGCAGGUCACUUGAGGUCAGGAGUUCAAGACCAACCUGGCCAACAUGGUGAAACCCCGUCUCUACUAAAAAUACAAAAAUUAACUGGGCAUGCUGGUGUGCACCUGUAGUUUCAGCUACUCGGGAGGCUGAAGCAGAGAAUGGCUUGAACAUGGGAGGCAGAGGUUGCAGUGAGCUGAGAUGGUGCCACUGCACUGCAGCCUGGGUGACAGAGGGAGACUGUCUUAAAAAAUAAAAAUAAAAUAAAUAAGAAUGCUACAUAGGCA
Molecule: messenger RNA, 2993 nt
Organism: Rhinopithecus roxellana (golden snub-nosed monkey)
Lineage: Eukaryota; Metazoa; Chordata; Mammalia; Primates; Cercopithecidae
Gene: TMEM267
Product: transmembrane protein 267
Exons: 4
Coding region: 318-965 (215 amino acids)
Source: RefSeq, a predicted model, not a curated record